Messenger RNA from Colletotrichum truncatum, 2991 nucleotides. RefSeq names its product calpain-like protein. Gene Ontology annotation, cellular component: cytoplasm. Lineage: Eukaryota; Fungi; Ascomycota; Sordariomycetes; Glomerellales; Glomerellaceae. Gene Ontology annotation, molecular function: calcium-dependent cysteine-type endopeptidase activity. Gene Ontology annotation, biological process: proteolysis. The record is from RefSeq and is a predicted model, not a curated record.
AUGCACGGAUACAGCUCCUCAGAGGAAGAGGAAGACCAUCGUCGCCCUCGUCCGGCUCCGGCCUCGACCAACAACAACGACCAGAAGAAGAAAAAGAAGAAGAAGGCCCCUCCCCAGCAGUCCAUCAACCGCAUCUGGAAGAAAUUCCAAACUAAGCAGUUUCACAAGGCCCUGGCUGUGCUGCCUUUCGACCCUGUCCUGCCACCAGCCAAUGCAGACAAGCCUAACGAGCUGUUGACCGCCGGUUAUGAGCGAGCUGUCGACGAAUGCCGUCGCAAGGUCAAAAAAAUCAUCCAGGAGUGCCGGAGAGUCAAUAUGCGAUACCGCGACCCUGGUUGGGAUCUUGACUGGGAUUUGAAGUGGGAAAAGGGCCACUGUUUGAACACCCUAGGUCAAACAAAGUGGCAACUCUCGAGAACGACACUUUCUAACCCCAGCGCAUCUGUUCCCAAAGCCGUCAAGCGUGUGCACGAGAUCUUUGAGAGCCCCAAAUUCAUGAAGAAUCUCGAUGGCGGUGAUGUUAAGCAGGGCAGCUUAGGCAACUGCUGGCUGAUGGCUAGUUUGACUGCCCUUUGCAAUGUCGAAGAUGGAAUUAAGCGUAUCUGUGUCGAGUAUGAUACUCGUAUUGGCAUUUACGGCUUUGUUUUCUAUCGCGACGGCGAAUGGAUUUAUUCCAUUGUCGACGAUAAGCUCUACCUUAAGUCGCCUUGUUGGGAUUCGCCUAGCAUGCAGCGCGAUCUCCUGCAGCAGAUUGACCGAGAGGACGUCGAGCGAGUCUAUCGCAAGACGUAUCAGACCGGUUCCAAGGCCCUCUUUUUCGCUCAAUGCAAGGACCAAAAUGAAACAUGGGUGCCCUUGCUCGAAAAGGCUUACGCCAAGGCUCACGGCGAUUUUGCCUCUCUUUCCGGUGGUUGGAUCGGCGAGGGAUUGGAAGAUCUCUCCGGCGGCGUUACUACCGAGCUGCUCACCUCCGAUAUCCUCGAUACCGAGGGGUUCUGGGAAAAUGAACUCUCCAAGGUUAACGAGGAGUUCCUUUUCGGAUGCUCUACCGGUCUCCUCGACGGAGGCUACGGUGAGAGAGAUGGCAUUUCCGAAGGCCACGCAUACGUUAUCACGGAAGCUAGAACGCUCAAGUGCGGAGAGCGUCUGAUCAAGCUCAGAAACCCUUGGGGUAAGAUUCGUAGAGGCUUGUGGGAGGGCGCCUGGUCCGAUGGGUCUAAAGAGUGGACCACCGAAGUCCAGGAAGAGCUCGGCCACCACUUCGGCAACGACUCAGUUUUUUGGAUCAACUACGAAGACUUCCUCCGCAAGUAUCAGCACAUUGACCGGACGCGGCUAUUCCGGGAUCCUGCUUGGCGAUGCACUCAGCGUUGGAUUGGCGUUGAAGUUCCUUGGAAGUCCCAGUUCAACGAGAAGUUCCAGAUCAAGUUGUCUAAAGACGGUCCUCUGGUCUUGGUUCUAUCCCAGCUUGACACGAGGUACUUCAAGGGACUUCAGGGCCAAUACACCUUCCGUAUUCACUUCCGUAUCCAUGAACGCAGCCGCCCCGGUGCCGAGGACUACAUUGUACGCUCUCACGGCAACUAUCUUAUGGAACGGUCUGUGUCCAUCGAGCUCCCAGACAUGCCAGCAGGCGAAUACAGCGUUUUUAUGAGCGUCACUGGUGAGAGGGAUAAUAACUUGCCUUCUGUCGAGGACGUUGUCAAACGCGAAUGCCGAAAGCGUGUUGAGAACGACAAGCUCGCCCAGAUCGGCGCCGCGUACGACCUAGCACACAGCAAGGGCACGGCCCAUCUAGAAGAGGUUGCUAGACUCCGAAAGGUAAAGGAGCAACAGAGAGCUUCUGAUUCUCGUAGACAGGAGCGUCGUAAGCUGUGGGAAAGACGCCACAUGAACCGAGAAAUCACAAAGAAGCAGAGCAAGAAGAACACAGAGAAGCGUGAGCGUCGAAUCGCAAAGGCCGAGGAAGCAGCCAAGUUGAAGGCCGAAGAAGCAGCGAAAAAGGAUGCGGAAGCAGCUAAGAAGGCUGCGGAAGAGGCCAAGAAGAAGGAAGAUGAGGAGCCUAAGGACCAAGGCGUCCAGACAGAGGCUGUCAAAGAGGAGGCUAACCAGGACAAGUCUGUUCUGACUGACGCCUCUGAAAAGACUGAACAGUCAACAGAAGAAAAGGCUGAGGAUGAUAAGCCUAAGGCUGACUCCAAGGACGGCGCCAAGGAUGAUUCCAAGGAUGACUCUAAGGAUGACUCGAAAGAGGCAUCCAAGGAUGAAUCCAAGGAAGCAUCCAAUACAGAAGAACCAAAGAGCAAAAAGGACGAUGUUGCCCAGCCCGCACCACCACCCCCACCCCCAGCUGCCAAGGCCUAUGACUCGGACGGAGAUUCAUCGGACUCGCCCGUCGAGGACUGGGAGGAGCUCUACAGCAGUGACGACAUGGUUAGGAAGCCGCGCCUUACUCCUGCUGGGCCUCCCAAGACCCACGAUGAGCGUUACGAAUCCGAGGAGGAGGGCCUGCCUGACCCAUGGAACGCCAUCUGCAUUGUCGGUGUCCGUGUUUACUCCAUGGACGAGGACCUCGAGCUUCGCGUCGUCAUGGAAGGCGGCGAACUUCUCGAGGGCGGCAUGGGCAAGAAGGGCGAGGCCGACCUGGACAAUGCGCAGGCCAAUGCUGGCGGAGAGCGUGAAAAGCAGGAAGACCCUGAGGUGAAGGCUGAUGACACCGACACUGAGCCUGCGGAACCAAAGAAGGAGACCGAGUCCAAGGAUACUAGCGUCAAUGAUCAAGUUGCUAAAGAGAAGGACGAGGCCAAAGUAACAACCGAGGCAAAGAAAGAAGCGGCCGAAGACGCGACCACAGAGUCCAAUGAGGAUUCUAGGUCGGACAAGAGUGUCGACUCUACCGAGUACGACAAGCUUGACUCUGGAGCCACCACUCCGGACGUCAUUGCGACACCGCAGGCUACCCCCCUUGAGAUGGACAAGGAGUUGUGCUAG